This is a messenger RNA of Lathyrus sativus (Indian pea), 1824 nucleotides long. Lineage: Eukaryota; Viridiplantae; Streptophyta; Magnoliopsida; Fabales; Fabaceae. The record is from the annotation of a GenBank genome assembly.
AUGCUCAAGUUUCGAUCUGUUUUGCUCAAAUCAAAAUCAAAAACAAAACAAUGCAAUGCUCUCGCUGUUAUUCGCAAACUCACUUCAUCUCAACCUCUCAAUACAUUCUAUUCCAGAAACGCUUUCUCGUUUUCGAAACCACAUGCACUCGCACGUGGAAACGCUAGGGUUCCGAUCUCGCGAAACUUCUGCACCGCACCGGACAGAGACACGCUCGAAUACGACGUCGUUAUCGUCGGAGCAGGUCCCGCCGGUUUAUCGGCGGCGAUACGUUUGAAGCAACUCUGUCAAGAAAAAGACACCGAUUUAUCGGUAUGCGUUCUCGAGAAAGGCGCUGAAGUCGGUGCUCAUAUUAUUUCUGGAAACGUUUUUGAACCUCGCGCGUUGAAUGAACUUCUUCCUCAGUGGAAGCAGCAAGAUGCUCCUAUUACUACACCUGUUACUUCUGAUAAGUUUUGGUAUCUAACAAAGAAUCGUGCAAUUUCACUUCCGAGUCCUUUUGACAACGAAGGGAACUAUGUAAUAAGUCUAAGUCAGUUAGUACGAUGGAUGGGAGCAAAAGCUGAAGAGUUAGGCGUGGAGAUAUACCCAGGAUUUGCUGCUAGUGAGAUAUUGUAUGAUGCUAAUGAUAAAGUUAUCGGUAUUGGAACUAAUGAUAUGGGAAUUGCAAAAGAUGGUUCGAAGAAGGAGACUUUCCAACGCGGGGUUGACAUUAAAGGUCGCAUAACACUUCUGGCUGAGGGAUGUCGGGGAUCAUUAUCCGAGAAAAUAAUCAAACAGUACAACCUGAGGGAGAAGGGAGGUGCGGAACAUCAGACAUAUGCUUUGGGAAUUAAAGAGGUUUGGGAAAUUGACGAGGAAAAGCAUCAACCUGGGGCAGUAAUUCAUACGUUGGGAUGGCCUUUGGAUAAUAAAACAUAUGGAGGAUCUUUUCUGUAUCACAUGAAAGAUAGACAAAUUUCUUUGGGCCUUGUGGUUGCUUUGAACUAUCAAAACCCUUUCAUGAGUCCUUAUGAGGAAUUCCAGAAACUUAAGCAUCAUCCUGCAAUCAAACCAUUUCUGGAAGGCGGAACAGUUAUCCAGUAUGGAGCCCGCACUUUAAAUGAAGGAGGUUUUCAGUCUAUCCCAUAUCCAGCUUUUCCUGGUGGAGCAAUUAUUGGAUGUUCAUCUGGCUUCUUGAAUGUGCCUAAGAUAAAGGGAACUCACACUGCAAUGAAAUCAGGAAUGCUUGCAGCUGAAUCUGCAUUUGGCGUGUUUGAUGAAGGUCUAGAUAUGAAUACAUAUUGGGAUGCUUUGAGGAAUUCAUGGAUUUGGGAAGAGUUAUACAAAGCUCGGAACUACAGACCUGCCUUCAAGUAUGGGCUUGUUCCAGGACUGGCCUUAAGUGGUCUAGAACAUUACAUACUCAAGGGGAGGCUCCCAGUUACUUUGAAGCAUGGUAAACCUGAUCAUGAAGCUACAGAUGCUGCGAAGUUGCAUUCUCCGAUUCACUAUCCAAAGGCUGAUGGUGUCUUGUCUUUCGAUGUACCUACCUCUCUGCACAGGAGCAACACAAAUCAUGACCAUGAUCAACCUCCCCAUCUUCGAUUGAAGGACCCAAAGGUUCCUGAACUUAUAAAUUUACCGGUGUAUGCUGCUCCUGAGUCACGAUAUUGUCCUGCACGAGUAUACGAGUAUGUUGCAGAUGAGAAAAAUCAACUGAAGUUGCAUAUUAAUGCUCAAAAUUGUUUGCAUUGCAAGGCUUGUGAUAUCAAAGAUCCGAAGCAAAACAUCAAGUGGACAGUGCCUGAAGGGGGUGGCGGCCCGGGAUAUUCAGUGAUGUAG